Molecule: messenger RNA, 2181 nt
Organism: Pogona vitticeps (central bearded dragon)
Lineage: Eukaryota; Metazoa; Chordata; Lepidosauria; Squamata; Agamidae
Gene: TMED2
Product: transmembrane p24 trafficking protein 2
Source: RefSeq, a predicted model, not a curated record
GGCUGCGGCCGCUCGCGCGAGAGGAGUCCGUUUCCUCACCUCACCCGCCUCACCUCACCCCGGCCGUUGCCCUCCCGCGGCCGGCCUUGUUCGCCCUCCUUCCCCUCCCCUUAACGACGCCGAUCCCGCCGCCGCCUCCAUGUCGCCGGUGCGGGCGGUGUUGGCGCUGCUGGCCGCCCUGGCGGCCCCGGCGGCCGGCUACUUCGUCAGCAUCGACGCGCACGCGGAGGAGUGCUUCCUGGAGCGGGUCCCCUCCGGGACCAAGAUGGGCCUCAUCUUCGAGGUGGCCGAGGGAGGCUUCCUCGACAUCGACGUGGAGAUAACGGGUCCUGAUAACAAAAACAUCUACAAAGGAGACAGAGAGUCCAGUGGGAAGUACACCUUUGCGGCUCACAUGGAUGGAACAUACAAGUUUUGCUUCAGCAACAGAAUGUCCACCAUGACCCCGAAAAUAGUGAUGUUCACUAUUGACACUGGUGAAGCCCCAAAGGGGCAAGAUAUGGAGACAGAAGCUCAUCAGAACAAGCUAGAAGAAAUGAUUAAUGAAUUAGCAGUGGCCAUGACAGCCGUCAAGCAUGAGCAGGAGUACAUGGAAGUGCGUGAAAGGAUACAUCGAGCAAUUAACGACAACACCAACAGCAGAGUGGUCCUCUGGUCCUUUUUUGAAGCUCUUGUGCUAGUUGCCAUGACACUGGGACAAAUCUACUAUCUGAAGAGGUUUUUCGAAGUCCGGAGAGUUGUUUAAUCAAACUUUAUCCUCCACCCCCUCGUUUUUUUCCAGUGAUCCCAGACUCUCCAUCCACUGCCUACCAAAUGACUUGGUUGCAGAAAUCAUCUAGGUUUUCUUUACCCCUGUGUUCUGAAUGAUACAAUUUGUGUUUUAAGUUUCUUCUUAGCUUUAAAUUGUUGGGUUUUUUUUUUAUAGAGAGAGAUUCUCUCUAGGGAAAUACACGCUAAGAGUUGCUCAUUGAAAUUGGCCGAUUUUGUUUCUUACAAUCCAAAGUGGGUUCAACAGAAAUCACACAUGUUAGUUUUAAAACAGUACUGUUGGGUUUUUUUAAAGUUCUUUUCCUGAUUCUCCCCGUAUUUACACACACACCCUUGUUUGUGUGUUUUUGUUUUGGUUAGCUAAAAAGAUAACUCUUCCUACCCACGGGAAAUGGUAGCACAGUCCAAAAAGAGACUUUUUGAUAUUACGGCUUAAACCUGUGGGGAUACUCUUAACUCUUUAAAAGAAUUUCUUUUCCAGCGUACAUGGGAAUCAUGCAGACCUGCCCGUACUUUGAAGAAAAUAACCCCCUAUGCCAGGAAAGAAAUGGGUGUCUUCCUGGUCAAACAGAACCGAACUCCCGCUGAUGGUUCUGUUGGGAUACCCUGAGUUGGCGCCUCUAAAAACCUUCAGUACUUUCACUGUAAUUACACUGGGUUGUUCCCUGAAAUUCUUGCUUGAUAGAGAUCAGAAAGGUCACACACUGCUUGUACCAUUUUGCCACGUGGUCGUGGCAGACAAACCUGUGAACAAGCAGCUGUGUGUAGGAACUUGACAAAACAUGACCCCCCCCCCACCACCAUGUUGUUCUUUUCUCUCUGUUUUGCUUCUAGAUCCAAAGCUGCUUCUGUGUUUAGCACUGUUGUAGAAUUGAGUACUCAGGAUGAUGGUUCCUGAUGCCAAGCGGUUAAUUAAAGGGGAGGGAGGUUUUAUCUUAAUGCUAUGCAGCCCCAUAUAUCUAAAUCUAUCUAUAUAUUUUCAAAGAGCAGCAUCUUGGCUGCGGAGAUGUCCUAAUAACACCAGGACUGUACGCCACCUUUCCUGUGAGGGAGACUCAUGUGCCUUUUACAUGACAGAGAAAAAAAUAUGAAAUGGGUGCCAUUUUUCCGGGUCAAUGAAUCUUCCCAGGAGGUCCUUGUGCAGUUAAUAGGGAAAACAACGGAGAGGGCCAGUGGGUGGAGCUUCCCAGUUCCUGCAACUCUGAAAAGAAGCUGUGCCUCUUGAGUUUCUCUUUGUUGAACUGCUGUUGAAAGCACAGGAGCCUCUGUCAAGAAAGGAGUUGGCAUUCCCAAAAUAAGGCUGUUUUGAAAUACCAAUAUAUUUUGGGUGGUUUUUUUUUCCUCUCUCUUCGGAUAUGCAUUGACUUCAGUUUUUGUACAAACUAUUUUUCUUCUAUCCGGGAUGAUGGGUUU